ACGUUUAGUGGACGGCGUGUGGCUGGCUGUGAAUGCCAAUUUUUAUUAUUCCAGCAUCAAGAAAAUGUGAAUAGAACUGCAAGUUUGACAAGUUCAAGAUCGUUUAAGAUCAACGUUUCACCAGAGAAAAGCCCAUUAAAUAUACAGCCAUGCCAGUUGAAGUUAUCCCGACCGUUACAGACGAAGAUGUCGGUGGGAACAAACAGGAGGAUGGCGAUGCCGACGAGGCAGCUCGUAAUGCGGCGUCGAGUAAACCGAUGAUGGGCAUCAUUUAUCCACCACCAGAGGUCAGAAACAUUGUCGACAAGACGGCUGGCUUUGUGGCAAGAAAUGGCCCGGAAUUUGAACAUCGGAUCCGACAGAACGAAAUCAACAAUGCCAAGUUCAACUUCUUGAACCAUGGCGACCCGUACCAUGCCUACUUCAGACACAAGGUGCAGGAUUUCCUGGAGGGCAAGGCCCAAGAACCACUAGCGGCUCCAGUCAUAACCAAGAUUCCUUCUCUAGUAUCGAAGUCAGUGACCCAAGCUCUGGAGAGUUUGAUCCUUAAAGAGGCACCACAAGAACCGGAGUUUGUUGCCGAUCCACCUACCAUCAAUGCUUUUGAAUUGGACAUUGUGAAAUUAACAGCCCAGUUUGUUGCUCGCAACGGUCGGCAAUUCUUGACGAGUUUGAUGAACAGGGAGCAGAGGAAUUACCACUUUGACUUCUUGAGACCUCAGCACAGCAUGUUUACUUACUUCACCAAGUUGGUUGAGCAGUAUACUAAGGUUUUGAUCCCGCCCAAGGAGCUACUUGGCAAGCUGCGUUUUGAUUCAGAGCAGUCUCAGAGUGUAAUGGAGGCAGUGAACUACAGAGUCCAAUGGGCAAAGCAUCAAGAAGCACAACGCAAGAAGGAAGAAGAGGAGAGAGAGAAAGAACGAGUGUCCUACUCCCAGAUUGACUGGCACGGCUUCGUGGUGGUGGAGACAGUUGACUUCCAGCCUGGGGAGCAGGGCAACUUUCCUCCGCCUUUACGCCCCGAGGACAUCGGGCGACGUAUCCUAGCUGAGAAGAGAUAUGAACAGUUUGGGGAGUUGGAAGAAGAAGAGGAUGUUGAGAUGGAGGUUGAAAGCGGUGAUGAGGAGGACAGUGAGAAGGAGGAUGGAAAAGGGAAAAACAAGAAGAAGAAAGACACACCCAGUGCCACGCCCAAAGAGAAGACGACCACACCCGCUGAUCAGAACACUGAAGUACAAGAUAUGGAUGAAGGGGAUUCUGAUAUGGAUGAGAGUGAUGAAGAAGAAGACGGUCGUCGUUUGACGAUGUCGCCCCCUCCUCUCCCAUCCAUCCCUGGCUCAGCCGUACCGCCCCCGCUUCCACCUCAGCUAGGAGAGGUUCAGAUCAGGAAAAAUUACGAUCCUAAAGCACCGAAGCAAGUCACAGAGUCUGAGGAGAACUACUUGAUCUCCCCCAUCACCGGUGAGAAGAUUGCGUCCAGUAAGAUGGCAGAACAUAUGCGCAUCGGAUUAUUGGAUCCUCGCUGGAUAGAGCAGCGAGAUCGCCAGAAGGAGAAGCAAGCCCAGGAGGAGGUCUUCGCUCCGGGCAUGGCCAUCGAAGAAAGUCUGAAGCUUCUCGCCGAGAGACGUACGGAUAUCUUCGGAGAGGGUGAUGUGGAGACACAAAUCGGUAAAAAGCUGGGUGAAGAGGAUGAUACUAAGACCAAACAGAAGGUCAUCUGGGAUGGUCACUCGGCAAGUAUGGAAGCCACAGCACGUAAAGCCCAGGCCAAUAUCACCAUAGACGAACAGAUCGCUGCUUUGCAUAAGGCACAGGGUUUAGUACCAGACAAAGAAAAGGAGAAAAUCGGCCCCCAGCCGGUGUCAAACAAGGGCAAGCCCCUCCCGCCCCGCCCUGCGAUGCCCAAACAGCACCCGCAGGCCUCAAUGCCGAUCCCUCCGCCCCCGCAGCCGCCCAAAUCAUCCGCCCCACAACACAUGCAGUACCAACCCCGUAUGCCCCUCCAGCCGCCCGGUAUGCCCCUAAUGCAGAGGGGGUCCUUGAUGCAGAUGCCUCCACGGCCCCCUAUGCCGCCCAGGAUGCCUCAGCCCCCGGUCGGGAUGCCCAGGAUGGGAGGCGGACUCCUGCCGGGACCGCCGCUUCGCUUCAUGAACCGAGGUCCUGGAAUGGGUCAACCCAUGGGUGGAAUGGGUAUGCCAGGGGGGCCACCCAUGCGCCCGGGUCGACCCAUGCCUCCUGGGGUGGAUAUCCCCGAGCCACCCAUGAAGAAACAAAAGACCGAGGAGAGUCUCAUGCCAGAGGAGCUGUUCAUAGCUAGAAAUAAGGGUCCAGUAUCGUUCCAGGUGAUGGUACCUCCGAUGCCGGAUAAGCCUGAAUGGAAGUGCAGCGGUCAAGCCCUUCAGAUGACCCUACCACUGACCGAUACCAUCUCGGUUAUUAAGGCCAAGAUCUUCGAGGAGACUAGCAUGCCGGCAGGGAAACAGAAGUUGCAGUUUGAUGGGUUAUUCGUGAAGGAUUCAAAUACGCUGGCGUUUUAUAAUUUUGGCAACGGAUGCACCUUGCAGCUCGGUCUCAAGGAAAGAGGAGGGCGUAAACGCUAAACGAGCAAUGGACGUCCUUUUCCAGCUAGCUGCGCCCAAUUUCAUAUAGCUUGUAAGCACAGAAACUUGCUUAGCACUAAAAUUACUUGCUUAGCAAAAAAAAGGUUACUAGCCGGAACACCAUACAGUAACCGUUGCCUUGACUGGUACCACAGCCAUUUCUUGCUCAGCAAAGACAUGUGCUAAGCAGAAAUUUCUGCUUAACAGCUUCAUGAAAUUGGGCCAAGUCCACAAAGGAUUGGGAACAAAGUAACCCAUAAACUCCCUGACUGGUCACAGAACAAUGUACCUGGAAUGUCCAGUGCCUUUAUUAUAUUGGUUUUGUUUGUAUUAAAUUUUUGUUUACUAGGUUUUUUUAGGUUUGGGGUC
Messenger RNA from Asterias rubens (European starfish), 2969 nucleotides. Its product is annotated as splicing factor 3A subunit 1-like. Bases 150 to 2600 code for a protein of 816 amino acids. Gene Ontology annotation, cellular component: catalytic step 2 spliceosome; U2-type prespliceosome; U2 snRNP. The transcript has 17 exons. Gene Ontology annotation, molecular function: RNA binding; protein binding. NCBI's taxonomy places the organism in Eukaryota, Metazoa, Echinodermata, Asteroidea, Forcipulatida, Asteriidae. The record is from RefSeq and is a predicted model, not a curated record. Gene Ontology annotation, biological process: regulation of alternative mRNA splicing, via spliceosome; mRNA cis splicing, via spliceosome.